Messenger RNA from Botrytis cinerea B05.10, 1498 nucleotides. RefSeq lists its product as hypothetical. The coding region runs from base 293 to 1252 and encodes 319 amino acids. The record is from RefSeq and is a predicted model, not a curated record. The transcript is spliced from 2 exons. Lineage: Eukaryota; Fungi; Ascomycota; Leotiomycetes; Helotiales; Sclerotiniaceae.
GUAAGUCUCUCAUUGUUAUCAGACUGGAAAGAACGAAGAAGUCAUUGUUGAACAUCUGUUUCUGAGUCAAAGAUAGUUGUCAAUAUCUGAGUAAAAAGAAGCAUCGUAUAAAUAGUCCAUUGAAUUAAGUAUUUCAUCCUGUUCGAGCAUUCUUCUCCAUGUUUUAUUAGUGUCGUCAUUUGCUUUCUUUCCACAUCACACUCAUUUGCGUCCCGCCAUAGAGUUUGUUCUCCGCAACCAAUAAAUAUACACACACAGGACACACCUGGGUGUUUUCGAAUGUGAAGAAAAGAUGAGCGGGCUUAGAACGAGUAUCUGGGCCCCCGGCAGCUAUCGCUCCCCGAGCUAUAAUGGCUCCGGCUACAACAAUUCCGCGCGAGAGAAUGCGUCCGUCUCUACUACCCGCCCGCGCACUCCGAGAGAAAUGAGUAAGAAUCGGGCAAUCGAAACGACCCGCGAAAUAAUCCUGGAUGGCGAGCUGGCAAAUAAUGAACUGCGGAAGAGUUCUGGUGGGCUGGGCGCCAGCCAAUGGGCACCGCGCGAUUACCCUGGAAGAUCAAAAACAGCAAAUCGUCAAGAGGUUUGGACAAUGGUCACGCCAACCUCGCAACAUAAGCCGAUGGCUCAUGCGAACAAUAGCUCGAGUCCUGCAUACACCUCUCCAGACCUCGGUCUUCCUUACGAAGUACAACAUUACAUUCUUGGUAUGAUGCAGCGGAUCAUGGAGGAGGGAUGUUAUACCUUUGCGUCGCGAUGGAUUCCCGAUGUACUACAAAGGAACAACUGGACGUGCUCGGAAGCGGUUGAACUGUCUACAUGGAGAACGAUCCUUCCAGAGAAUGUCCCAUCUGAAGCCAUUACCUCGCACAGUAAAUCUCUUCAUCACUGCCUGGCCAAUGCUGUCCGAAUACGAAACUCUGCCACCCAUCGGCAUAUCUUUUCGAGUCAAGAACUACGUGGUUUGGCGCAACAAGCCGAAGACCUCAUGAGCUUGCUUUCUGACCACUCAAGGCAAUUAAAGUUCCAUAAGUUGUGGACUGAACUUUACGAUUGGGAAAAGCUGAGUGUAACAGACAUGCAAGCCGCCAGAUACAAGAUGGAGACGGCGCUUCAACAGAUUGGGGAACGACCCAUGGAGGAUGACAUGGAUUGGACACCAAACGCAAUUUCAUUGGAAAAAGUUCCUGUCGUAGAGAUAGAAUCAGAAGAGGUCGAGAAUCACGAUGUUCAAGAUGCAAUGGAGAUCGACUAAAGGAUACUCUCCAAAGGAAUUACGGGAUGGCGAAUUGGCGUUGGAUUAAUCGUAGACUGUAUAACCCGUGAGAUCAUAGCUUCAGGACUACUUACGGGAGGUGCAAUGGGUCGGUAGGAUUUCAAAUACCCUUGCUGUCGCUUUUUGGCACAUCCCAAGCGCAUUGCUUGAGGAACUUAUGGACAUUGACUCGUUCUAAAUAGUUUUCUAGACAGAAACAUACAAAUGAGAUCGAAUUAUUCCACA